CGGUCGACAAGGAGCAAGCACACAAUCUCCCAGCGAGUGACUGCAACAUGCGAGCUCUGUUCCUUCUGUCACUGUUCCUGGCUGCUCAGGCAGCGCCACUUGUCGGGCCUGAGGGUGAUGCCCCUGUAGUAGCCGACUCGGAGGUGUCCCUAUCACAACCAGCUGAAGCUCCUGCAGACACUGGGGUUGUAGAACCGGCAGUUGAAGUUGAACUUGCUGUUGACGAAGCGGGUUCAACUGUGAUGGUAGAAGCACAAGAAACCGCCCCAGUAGAAGAGACUGCUGCAGAUGAGGCCAUUGAAGCUAAGGAAGCUGUUCCAGUUGAGGAGACUGCAGCAGCUGAAGAGACUGCUCCAGUUGAUGCCAUUGAAGCUCAAGAAGCUGCAGCAGCUGAAGAGGCUGCUCCAGUUGAGGCCAUUGAAGCUCAGGAAGCUGCUCCAGCUGAGGAGACUGUAGAAGCUGAAGUGGCUGCUCCAGGUGAAGCCAUCGAAGCUCAGGAAGCUGCUCCAGUUGAGACUGAAGAAGCUGUUCCAGGUGAGGCCAUUGAAGCCCAGGAAGCUGCUCCAGGUGAAGCCAUCGAAGCUCAGGAAGCUGCUCCAGCUGAGGAGACUGCAGCAGCUGAAGUGGCUGCUCCAGGUGAAGCCAUUAAAGCCCAGGAAGCUGCAGCUGAGGAGACUGCAGCAGCUGAAGUGGCUGCUCCAGGUGAAGCCAUUAAAGCCCAGGAAGCUGCAGCUGAGGAGACUGUCCCAGCCGAGGAGACCACAGCAGCUGAGGAGGCUGCAGCAGCUGAAGUGGCUGCUCCAGGUGAGGCCAUCGAAGCUCAGGAAGCUGCUCCAGCUGAGGAGACUGUCCCAGCCGAGGAGACCACAGUAGCUGAGGAGGCUGCAGCAGCUGAAGUGGCUGCUCCAGGUGAGGCCAUCGAAGCUCAGGAAGCUGCUCCAGCUGAGGAGACUGUCCCAGCCGAGGAGACUGUCCCAGCCGAGGAGACUACAGCAGCUGAGGAGGCUGCAGCAGCUGAGGUGGCUGCUCCAGGUGAGGCCAUCGAAGCUCAGGAAGCUGCUCCAGCUGAGGAGACUGUCCCAGCCGAGGAGACUGUCCCAGCCGAGGAGCCGACUGUCCCAGCCGAGGAGACUACAGUAGCUGAGGAGGCUGCAGCAGCUGAAGAGGCUGCUCCAGGUGAGGCCAUUGAAGCUCAGGAAGCUGCUCUAACCGAGGAGACUGUCCCAGCCGAGGAGACUACAGUAGCUGAGGAGGCUGCAGCAGCUGAGGUGGCUGCUCCAGGUGAGGCCAUCGAAGCCCAGGAAGCUGCUCCAGCUGAGGAGACUGUCCCAGCCGAGGAGACCACAGCAGCUGAGGAGGCUGCAGCAGCUGAAGUGGCUGCUCCAGGUGAGGCCAUCGAAGCUCAGGAAGCUGCUCCAGCUGAGGAGACUGUCCCAGCCGAGGAGACUACAGCAGCUGAGGAGGCUGCAGCAGCUGAGGAGGCUGCAGCAGCUGAAGAGACUGUUCCAGGUGAGGCCACUGAAGCUCAGGAAGCUGCUCCAGCUGCGGAGACUGCAGCAGCUGAAGAGGCUGCUCCAGUUGAAGCCAUCAAAGCUCAGAAAGCUGCUGCAGUUGAGGAGAUUCCACUUGAAGAAUCUGUUCCAGCUGCUGAACCUACCCAAGCUGAAGAGGCCCCAGGAAAUGAGGUUACAGGAGAUGAAGCUGUAGCAGCUUCAGAGAUCGUUUCUGCCACACCUACUGUCAUCUCUGUUGGAACUCCUGUUGUCACUAAGGCCAGUGUUACCCCAGCAGCUACAAACCUUGUGAACCCCGUGAUGAGGGUAGACCCACGCUACCAAAGCUUCAUCUAUCCCAACGACGCCCCUGACAUUGUGGCAGCCAAGAUUGUCUUCUUCAACCACCAUGCUGCUCGCCUGCCAACCCUCCCUACCAUCUAAACUAUCAAGUUUUGACUGAUCCAUUCAGUGGUAAGUUAUUUGCCUAAAAUUUAAUUCAAUAUUGGAUAUACCCAAAAAGCCUAAUCAUGAAACGGCAUCAUUUGCAGCAAUUUAAAAUCUGCAGAUGAAAGGUGUAUAAUAUUUAAAUUAUCCAUGUAAUCACUCCUUGUACAAUAAUAAAAUCUCACUUCCCUCAUUUUUCUGAGCAUAAAUACAGGUACUAAAAGGGUUGGACCUUCUGAUGUUCUUAUUAUCACUGGCAUUUGCCUUUCUUUUUAAAAGGAAUUGUAUAUUUGAACUUUAACAUAUUGAGAGGAUGUGAGGCAUAAUAAGUGAAUCAAAAUUGUAUAUAAAUGCAAAUUAUUAGUUUAAGUCAUUGUACAUAUCAUGUUCACGACUUUGUAAAUAUUGUAGGUGGAAACCAGCUUGGUACUGUCAUAUAAUAUUAACUACAGUAGUAUUGCUCAUCUAGUCGUAGAAUGAAGAUAGGGGGACUGACUUUAUGAAGAGUAGCAAGGUGGCCCAGAUGUAAGGGCACAGUGAGUACAAAGGUGUAAAAAGAAUAAUACGUAUUACCUUCAUGGUGAUCAGGUAUGGCAUCAUAUGUACAGUAAUUUCUAUCAACGUGAUGUGUGAUGACAGUGGCAUCUUUGUAUAUAGCUUGGGAAACUUAAAAUAAGCUGGCCUGUAUCAGCUCAAACUGCUCAAUAUUUCCUCUAUUUCUUGUGUCGGAAGUCAGGAAUCAUGAGUGACUAUGACGGAGGAGUACUGGCUGUAUAGUGGAACUCCUUUACAAGGUGGCCGAUACUGGCAGCGUCCUACCGCUGGGAGAUUGUCACUCAUAUCUCUGGUUCUUGCUCCCAUUUGCUAAACCUUUGCUCUCAAAUUCUAAUGACAUAUACAGUACUGUACUGAAUAAAUAUUAAAUUUUGAUUUAACUGAGCAAGAUUUAGCAAAUGAACAUAAAACAAGUAUUCUCAGCUUAGUAGACCCAUAGCAAUUGUAAAUAUGGUUGUGUUCUUAAAAAAUUUACCUUUCUGUAGAUGCUUAAAGGAUAUGAACUUGUCCUUGAUGUGAAAGAUGGAACACAGAGUAUUAUUUUCAAAAUAAAGUGCUAAAUAAUAAGA
Molecule: messenger RNA, 3064 nt
Organism: Homarus americanus (American lobster)
Lineage: Eukaryota; Metazoa; Arthropoda; Malacostraca; Decapoda; Nephropidae
Product: myristoylated alanine-rich C-kinase substrate-like
Exons: 5
Coding region: 48-1937 (629 amino acids)
Source: RefSeq, a predicted model, not a curated record